Calliphora vicina (urban bluebottle blowfly) is the source of this 1307-nucleotide messenger RNA. It is a transcript of the gene wol, whose product is annotated as Dolichyl-phosphate beta-glucosyltransferase wollknaeuel. NCBI's taxonomy places the organism in Eukaryota, Metazoa, Arthropoda, Insecta, Diptera, Calliphoridae. The coding region runs from base 155 to 1135 and encodes 326 amino acids. The record is from RefSeq and is a predicted model, not a curated record. Gene Ontology annotation, cellular component: endoplasmic reticulum membrane. The transcript is spliced from 6 exons.
UUGACAAAACUGUCAUCACAACUUUUAUUAAUUUUCACGAUAAGACCGAAUUUCUUGUAUUUAUACAAAAAUUUAAGAAAUACGUGGCGUUUUUAAUAACUUUUGUUAUAAAUUAAAAUGAAUUAAUAGCGGACAAUUGCAGUAUUAAACAAACAUGGCAUUUCUAGAAUAUUUACAACUGAUACUCUUCAUUGGUUCCGCUAUAUUUGCGGCGCUUUUAAUAUCGCUAUUUAUAGUACAAAAGUCAAUAACUGCACCUUUACCGGUUAUAAAAAGGCGCAAACAGGAGAAAACCUUUUUAGAUCCAAAUAUUUUGAAAAAUUUCGAAUUCCCCAGCAUAGAAGAUGAACCUACAGUUGAUUUGAGUGUGAUAGUACCAGCAUACAAUGAGGAACAGCGCAUGCCUGUCAUGUUGGAAGAGUGCCUGGAAUUUUUAGAGGAAAAAACAAAAGCUGGUAAUUUCUCAUACGAGGUAAUUGUGGUCAGUGAUGGCAGUUCGGAUGGCACCGUUUCUGUAGCUCUUAAAUACACGAAAAAAUAUACGGUCAAUAAAGUGCGUGUAUUGGAAUUGAUUGAAAAUCGUGGCAAGGGAGGUGCCGUUAGAUUGGGUAUGUUAAGUGCUCGUGGCCGUAAUCUCUUAUUCGCUGACGCAGAUGGCGCUACCAAAUUUUCCGACUAUGAUAAGUUGGCAGAUAUUUUACCCAGCAUAGCUGGAGAUUGGAAAGAUGAUGCUGUUGUAAUUGGAUCAAGAGCUCAUUUAGAAAAGGACGCCAUUGCGUCAAGAAGUGCUUUAAGAACAUUCCUUAUGCACGGUUUCCAUUUUCUAGUCUGGCUCUUUGCCGUGCGCAGUGUAAAAGAUACACAGUGCGGAUUUAAGCUCUUGACAAGAUCAGCUGCUAUAAAAUUAUUCAAAAGUUUGCAUGUGGAAAGAUGGGCUUUUGAUGUUGAGUUACUUUAUUUAGUCGAACGUCUUAACAUUCCAGUACGUGAAGUUGCCGUCAAUUGGCAAGAGAUUGAAGGUUCAAAACUAACACCUUUCUGGUCGUGGAUACAAAUGGGUGUCGAUUUAUUUUUAAUAUGGUUCCGUUAUUUGGUUGGCGCUUGGCAAAUCGAUGUUAAACCCCAUAAGCAAUAAUAUUAUUUCGUUGUAUAUACUCUUCUUUUUUCCUAAAUUUUAUGAGUUUUUAUAAAGUUUUUACUUUUCUAAAAAGUAUUUCGAAAGAUUUUUUGAUGUAAGCGCUAAAAUGAAUAUUUAAGCUGAAUAAGUCGUUUGCAUAAUUACUAAAAAUAAAGUUUCCUUUUUUUAA